UGGGCUUCUUUUAGCUCUUUGAAAUUUGACUCUGGCUUUGUAUAAAUGAUUGCAUCUAAUGUGGCUAAUUUGUUGUUGCUUCAGGAUUAUACGCCUUAUGCCUGUCAGAAAAUCAUCUCAUCAACUCCCGGGGUAGGAGAUCAUCAUGGUUGUCCCUAUAAGCAUUUUGGUGAGGAGAAUCUAAGGGCUGCAAUUGCGGGAAUGAGAGUAGGUAGUCGUGCCAUGGAAGGUAUAAUGGCCAAAGUGCACAAUCGACAUUAACAGUUGGCAUGCACCUUAAUUUUUGAAGCUGUUCAUGGGUCAUCAUGUGACUAAGGAUUCAACCAUCCGAGCCAAUAUUUCGGUGACAGCCGAAAGGUCCUCAAGUUGAAGACCACUUUCGCGGCAUAAAGAGACAGAAUUUUGGGUAUCACUCAGGAUUCCAAAUUAUGCGGGCCUCCCCAGGUUGUGCUUUAAUCUUGUGGACCAACUAUUCUUUACACCUUCUUGCUUUUUGAAAAUUGUUUAUGCAGUUCCAUAAUUGUGGUUAGGCAGGAUGGAGGACCUAAAUGUUUAUUAAAUGAGAUGAACUCAAUAAUUUAUUAUUUUGUUUUUCAAUUCUUUUGCUUUAUCUCAUCCAUCAGGGUUGUUAUUCUCCCCCCUUAAUGCAAAUUG
This is a messenger RNA of Rubroshorea leprosula, 654 nucleotides long. The record is from the annotation of a GenBank genome assembly. Lineage: Eukaryota; Viridiplantae; Streptophyta; Magnoliopsida; Malvales; Dipterocarpaceae.